AAAAAAGGGGCUCAUUGUUCUUAAGUGGUGCUGAGUCAUGUUGACACGGGAGAUAAAUAUGCUGAUAACUUCAAAUAAGAAGUCGGUAGUACUAUAUGUCUCAGAGCUUUUUACUGCAUAUUUUUCAGCAUAAAUGAACACCAGAAAGAUUAUACGAAGUUUAAAUGGAGUGUUCCCCAUCGUAAAACCUCAUGGGAUCACCUCAGCUGAAGUUCUGAACACAAUAAAGCAACAACUUUAUAAAGAGCUUGAGAUACAUAAGUCUGGUGAGCUCAAACUGGGGCAUGGGGGAACCUUGGACUCAACAGCAACAGGUGUUAUGGCUGUCGGCAUUGGAAAUGGUUGUAAGAAACUGAAGUGUCUGUUGCACGGUGACAAGAAGUACCAGGUGCAGUGUCAACUCGGGAUUGCAACAGAUACAUACAACGAGACUGGGAAAGUAGUGACGGAAAUGGCCUAUGAUCAUGUAACAGAGGAAUUGUUAAGAGCUAGUUUAAGGGAAUUUCAUGGUAGAAUCAAGCAGCUGCCACCCCUGUAUUCAGCUCUGAAAAUGAAUGGAAGAAGGUAUUCAGAUCUAGCAAGAGAAGGUGUCGAGGUUACUAUAGAACCGAGGAGAGUGUUUUGCUACGAAGCACAUCUGACAUCUUUCAGUCCUCCAUACUUUGGCUUGCUUGUGUCAACUGGCCCAGGUUUUUACAUUCGAAGUCUAAUUCAUGACUUGGGACAAGCCGUUGGUUCCUGUGCACAUGUUCGGGAACUCCAGAGAACCAAGCACGGUCCGUUCACUCUCAGCGAUGCUUUACCCGAAGAUAAAUGGAAUGCUGAGCAGAUAAUGCAGUCAGUCACCAGAUUUAGGAAUAUUAUUGAUAAGUAUUAUAGAGAGUAUAAAAUGGCAACUUUUAAAGAUAAAUGGUGAUGUUGGAAAGAUUUUUAUUGUUAUAUUAUAUAAAUAGUGGUUGUGUAGUCUUUUUGCAGGAAAGUUUUUAUAGAAUAUGAAAUGAUU
This is a messenger RNA of Penaeus monodon (black tiger shrimp), 1003 nucleotides long. RefSeq names its product probable tRNA pseudouridine synthase 1. Gene Ontology annotation, biological process: tRNA modification; mRNA pseudouridine synthesis. The transcript has 7 exons. Bases 134 to 916 code for a protein of 260 amino acids. Gene Ontology annotation, molecular function: pseudouridine synthase activity; RNA binding. The record is from RefSeq and is a predicted model, not a curated record. Lineage: Eukaryota; Metazoa; Arthropoda; Malacostraca; Decapoda; Penaeidae. Gene Ontology annotation, cellular component: mitochondrion.